This is a messenger RNA of Chrysoperla carnea, 3009 nucleotides long. RefSeq lists its product as uncharacterized. Lineage: Eukaryota; Metazoa; Arthropoda; Insecta; Neuroptera; Chrysopidae. Gene Ontology annotation, cellular component: membrane. The record is from RefSeq and is a predicted model, not a curated record. Gene Ontology annotation, molecular function: ligand-gated monoatomic ion channel activity. The coding region runs from base 1 to 3009 and encodes 1002 amino acids. The transcript has 15 exons.
AUGGUCAUAUCUAAUCAGAAACCAAACAUCGAUUUUAAUGGAAAUUUUCCAAUUAUUCAUGUCCGUUUGGAAGCUGAAGGUGAUAAUAGAAAUGUAUUAAUGGCUGUAAUGCAUUUUGGUUGUCAAAUGUUUGUCCUUAAUGUUGAAAAUUAUACAAAAACUUUAUGUAUUUUGGAAGAGACUAUUAAGAAGACAGAUCAAAGAUUUGGAAGACGAAAACUGUUAUUUAUACCAUCAGCUCAAAAUUCAACCAAAAUUCGAAAACAAUAUAUCCAAGUAAUAAAGUUACCCGUUUUACAGUUUAUACCUGAUGUUUUAUUUAUAGUACCAAAUGACAAUACGAAGAACACCAAUUUAAAUAAUGGAACUCUGAAAGUUUUUCAAUCUAUUACUCCAACUAGAAAGAAAAGUAAAGGCUUACCGUUUUACAACAUUGUUCAAAAUAAUAACUUCAGAAACAGAGUUUUCGACGAACGAAUGACAAAACAAGUACAUUCCUUUAUCAGUGCUGAGGCCGAUAAUUUCAAUUGCAAUUUUGAGUUAUUUACACAUCAAUUUAUUGGAAUAUCAAAUAAUUCGUCUCCUUAUGUUAUUGAUUAUUGGAAUUGUUUAAAUAAAAAAUUCCGUAAUGAUAAUAAUUUAUUCCCGGAUAAAAUGGCCAAUUUUUACGGGAAAAAACUGAGAAUUGCUACAUUCAAUUAUCAUCCUUAUAGUGUCAUUGAUGGUGAUACGUUAGAUGGUACUGAAAUGAGGCUCGGGCUUGAAUACGCAAAGAAAAUUAAUGGCACUAUUGAUAUGUUAGAUGACGAAGAAAAUGAAUGGGGUAUCAUUGAAGAGAAUGCGACUGGUAAUGGCAUUUUGGGGAAUCUGGUAGAAGAUAGAGCCGAUAUUGGAUUUGGUGCAUUGUAUACAUGGUUCCAUGAAUAUGGUUUUCUGGAUUUAUCUUUACCAGUCAUACGUUCUGGAAUUACAUGUUUGACUCCAGCUCCAAGAUUAUUGACGAGCUGGCUAACGACUGUGUUGCCAUUUACAUGGCUUGUUUGGGUAAUGUUAAUAUCUACCAAUUUUGUUAUUGUGCUGGGAUUCAAAUUGAUUUCGAAAUAUAAUUAUGGAAUACGAUAUUUAAAAAAUCGUUUUGGAAUAGCAUUUAAGCAUCUUUUAGUGUAUAUAUUACUUUUAUCAUUAUUGGUUACAUGUUCAUAUAGUGGUGGUCUAGCAACAACGUUAACACUUCCGAGCAUUGAACGAUUACCAUUUGGUCAUUUUGCUAUUGGUAGUUACCUAACACAAGAGCAAAUUAUAAAUUUUCAAGUUAUGCAAGAGGAUAUUUAUUGGGAGCAAUGCGUUUUUAUGAUGAGAAAAAGUUCACCUCAUUUGGAAGGAAUAAAUACAUUAAUUGGCUAUACUCAUGCAUCUGGUUUAAUGUCUUAUUGGGAAGAAGAGGUUAGUCGUAAAUAUAUGAAUUAUAAAGUGCAGUUUUCAGUAAAAUUAUCAGAAACAUCUAAUAAAAACAACGAUGAAUCCAGUCCAAUUGAGAACUUCAAUUGCAAAUUUGAGUUAUUCACACAUCAAUUUGUUGGAACAUCAAACAAUUCAUCUCCUAAAAUAAUUGAUUAUUGGAAUUGCUUAGAUCAAAAGUUCCAGAACAAUAAUGAUUUAUUCCCAGACAAAAUGGCCAAUUUUUAUGGCAAAAAAUUAAUUAUUGGUACUUUUAAUUAUCAUCCUUAUAGUGUAAUUGACGGUGAUAUUUUGGAUGGUACUGAGAUGAGACUAGGACUUGAAUACGCAAAGAAAAUUAAUAGCACUAUUGAAAUAUUAGAUGACGAAGAAAAUGAAUGGGGUGUAAUUGAAGAGAAUGGCACUGGUAAUGGUCUUUUAGGAAAUCUGGUAGAAGAUAAAGCCGAUAUUGGAUAUGCUGCAUUGUAUACAUGGUUUCAUGAAUAUGGUUUUCUGGAUUUGUCGUCACCAAUAAUACGUUCUGGAGUUACAUGUUUGACUCCAGCUCCAAGAUUAUUGACAAGCUGGAUGACAACCUUAAUACCAUUUACAUGGCUUGUAUGGGGAAUGUUGAUAGCUACUAAUUUUGUAAUUAUAAUUGGCUUCCAGUUAAUUUCAAAAUACAGUUAUGAAAUACAAUAUUUGAAAACUAAGAAUUUAAAUUCUGACCUUUUAAGAAAUAUACCGAGUAUUUAUAAUAAUUAUUCUAUUGUCGAUUCGAUGUUACUCAUUCUUGGAAUGAAUGUUUUACAACCGUUUCCAUAUUCGUUAGAUCGAUUUGGAAUAGCAUUUAAGCAUCUUCUGGUGUAUAUAUUGGUUUUGGCAUUAUUGGUUACUUGCUCAUACAGCGGAGGUUUAGCAACAAAUUUAACAGUACCAAGAUUUGAGCCAUCGAUUAAAACACUGCAGGAUUUGGCUAAUUCAAGAAUGGAUUGGGGUGCAACUCAUGAUGCCUGGCUUUUUUCCAUUUUAGAAUCGAAAAAUCCAGUUAUCACACAAAUAAGGAAACAAUUUCGUGUGCACUCAGAAAAUGAAUUAUAUUUACUAACAAAAACUAGAAAUUUUUCAUUUGGCAUUGAACGGUUACCAUUUGGUCAUUUUGCCGUUGGUAAUUACAUAGCGGAAGAACAAAUUGUAAAUUUUCAAGUUAUGAAAGAAGAUAUUUACUGGGAACAAUGUGUUUUUAUGAUGAGAAAAAGUUCACCUCAUUUAGAAGGAAUUAACACAUUAAUUGGACGAAUACAUGCAUCUGGGCUGAUGUAUUAUUGGGAAUCAGAGGUCAGUCGCAAAUAUUUGAAUUAUAAAGUACAAUUUGCCGUAAAGUUGUCAGAAACAUCAAAUCAAAAAAGCGAUGGAUCCAGUCCAGUAGUGCUUCGUACAAGUCACUUAAAGGGAUUAUAUGUUUUAUGGAUUUUUGGAAUGUUUUUAUCAUUUUUUGCUUUCCUCUUUGAAGUAAUUCAUGCCCACAUACAAAAAAAGAACAUUUCAAUUAUUACAUGGACAAGCAAUUAG